GCCUUCGCAGCGCUUUGCUGCUCGGGCCUAAUUACUUGCAUGUCUGUUUCAGUCUAAUUUAUUGAGAGAAUAGGUCUUAUAAAACCUAUUAUUGCCAUGUGUUAUUAUACUUUUGGCCAGUGGAGGUGCUAUUGGACGAAUGGAGCUAUCUGAAAACAACACUGACAUACAGAAGAAGUAGCUCGUUAAGUUUUUAAAUGCCGUCUUUUGCUAGUAUUAAUGCUUGUCUCUAUAUGCGCAUUUUUGCCUUAGGAACGUAUUAUGUGUUUGUGUUUUAAACACUUUAGUGGAGGUUAAUUUAAAUUGCUCAUUUUAUUGGGUGUUUAGCAUCGGGCUAACCUGCUUAUCUUUGUCUGCUUCGGUUAAUUCUUCUUCUGCUGCUGAUAUUUUGGGGUUACUUCCUCCUCCAUCCGCAGAGGGCUUCAUGUUGAAGCACCUACCCGCUGCCUGCGCUCUGCUCCCCCGCUGCCUCCUCACUUCCUCUCCGCGUACCUUUAGCAGAUCCAGCCGCCUUCUCGGUCGGAUGGAGGCGGCCGUGGUGCGGUGCCUUCCCGGGGAGCCGAAGCUCACCAUCUCCUUCUGCCUGGAGGACAGUCAAAAACACAUGCUGCGGGACCAGAACGAGGCGCUGGGGAAGGUCCUGACUCGGAUCUCCAACACCAUCGCCAAGAACCAGGCAAAGGCGAAAAAGUCAAAGAAGAAGCUGGAUCAGCAGCCGAGCGAGGCUGCGGAAACCGCCGUGGUGAAGCUGUUCUUCAAGGGGGACGAGGUUCCCGACACGCUGCCAAACUGCGAGGCUUGGCAGGACGGAGCGGUGCUGCAGGUGGGAGAAGUUCAAUACAAUGUUCAGAGGAACGCUCCCACUUUCACCACAGCUGAGCUCCCAGUAUCCCUCAUGGCAGGAUUUCCAGUCUGCCCCAAGCUGCAGGUGGAGUUUGGGAACCUCCAGGACUGCGAGUAUAUGUGGUUCAAAGAAAACUCAACUAAUACUAGUCCUAAAGAUUCUCCGGCUCCGGAAGGUGGAUGGACGCAGGUCGGAUGCGAGCGAGUUCUCGUCCCGUCCAAUCAGGACAUCGGCUGCAGGCUCAAGCUGCGCUGCACUCCCAAAGAUGGCAGCCGCACCGGCCAGGCCAAAGAACUGGUCUCCGUGGCAACAGUGGAGGCGGGACCGGGCGUGUGCACGUUCGACAACCGCCACGCGUACACGCUGAGGGCCGCGGCGUGGCCGGCGCUCAGGGUGGUGUCCUACAACAUCCUGGCCGACGUCUACGCCCAAACGGAUCUGUCCAAGACGGUGCUGUACCCGUACUGCGCCCCCUACGCCCUGCAGCUGGACUACCGGCAGAACUUGGUCAAGAAGGAGCUGGCGGGCUACAACGCUGACAUCAUCUGCCUGCAGGAAGUGGAUAAAGGCGUGUUUGUGGACAGUCUGACUCCGGCGCUGGAUGCUUUCGGUCUGGACGGCGUUUUCAGGCUCAAAGAGAAGCAGCAUGAAGGACUGGCUACGUUCUACUGCAGGUCAAAGUUUCGUCUGCUCAGCCGUCAUGACAUCAUGCUGAGCGAGGCCCUGACCUCUGACCCCUUACACUCUGAGCUGCUGGAGAAGCUUUCUGCGAACAGCGGCCUGAAGGACAGGAUCCUGCAGAGGUCCACAGCACUGCAGGUCUCCGUGCUCCAAGACCUCGGCAACCCAGAGAGGAAGGUGUGUGUGGCCAACACUCACCUGUACUGGCACCCAAAAGGCGGGAAUGUUCGCCUGGUCCAGAUGGGCGUGGCUCUGCAGCACCUGAGCCAGGUGAUCGCUGACGUUGCACCUGGAGCUCCGCUGGUCUUCUGUGGUGACCUCAACUCCUCUCCAGGCUCAGGUGUGGUCCAGCUGCUCAGCGAGGCGGCGGUUCCUCCGCAGCACGCGGACUGGAGCAGCUCGGGUCCGGAAGAGUCCUGCUGCAUGCCGCUGAGCUCCACCUUCCCGCCGCUGCAGAGUGCCUGCGGGCAGCCGGCCUACACCAACUAUGUGGGAGGAUUUCACGGCUGCCUGGACUACAUCUUCAUCCAGCCGCAGAGCAUGCAGGUGGAGCAGGUGAUUCCUCUGCCCAGCCACCAGGAGGUCACCACCCACAAGGCUCUGCCCAGCGUGGCUCACCCCUCCGACCACAUCGCGCUGGUUUGCGACCUCCUAUGGAACUAGUGACCUCUGACCUUUUCAUUAAGAUGCUUUAAGUUCCUCCUGCAGACGAACACAAGGUUGCCUUUGUGAGACGUUGCUUCCCCAGAGAUCUGUUGGACGCUACAGACUCAUGAAGUUGUUGUGGUUCAGUUCAUUUUACAGUUAUUUCAUUGCCAGCACUGAUAUUCAGCGCUCAUUUUAAAUUUAAAGCACUACGAAGAUUAUUUUACUUCGCAAGUAUCCAACAGACUGAGUUACUGUUGACACUUCUGGACAGAGUUAAAGGGAAAGAUUUAAGAUAUUAAUUGUUUACCAUUAGAUUAUUAUUAUUGUUAAUGAAGCCUACUGCUGUUGCUCUGUGAAGUUCAGAUUAGGGCUGGGCGAUAAAUCGAUGUUAUCAAUUAAUUGGAUUUUGAAGUUUACAUUUUUGGAAAAUGUGGAUUUUUUUCUUACCAAUGCGAUCUUUGGGUUUCCAUAGUUCAGCAUGAUGUCAGGGCGGCCAUAUUGCAUGUUGUACAGCUCUAUUACAAAAUAUUAGGGUCAGGCUGUGAUUUUUUUUUUAUUAGGAAAAUAGUCAGUUUUACAAACCUGCAGUCAUACAACAAUAGUCAAAAUAAUGCAAAAAUAAGGUAGUAAUUAAUAGUGUUAAAUAAUCUUUUAACACAUUAACAUGAAAUUAUUUUCACAAUCUGAGCAGCUCAUGUCCAAUUCUGAAAACUAUCUGAGCUUUUUUCUCAUUAAAACAACUUUUUUUUCUCUUCAUUAGAAGAUGUUUUUCUGAUAAAAUUGCAUUUUUAUUUUGCUAAUGUUGCGCUAACCUGGCCCUAAUACCCCAUCAUUCAACUCACAGAAGGGAUGAUUGAAACAAAAGACACUUUUUAGAAAUACUUUCAUCCUGUGUAAUUAAUUAAGAAAUCAGGUCUGGUAUGAAAGAAUCUGGAUCUUUAUUUUUAAGCCGUAUUGCCCAGCCCUGGUGCAGAUUGACACAUUCAGCUCAAACUCCUAAAUCUUCAUUUUGAUGUUUCCUAAACUCCUUUAGAAGAAACAGCUACACGUUGUCAUGUUGGAACCAUGAAAAAACAAUGUUUAAUUGGGAAUUUAUGCUAUAAACCAGCACAAAGUGGUACGACUGCACAGUGGAAGGAAAACCAAACUUGCUUUCCUUCAAAUACCUCUACGAUGAACUGUAAAUGGGAAUUAAUGUCCUUAUAUUGUAACUCAGAAUAAACUGCUCAAGUCUC
This is a messenger RNA of Xiphophorus maculatus (southern platyfish), 3408 nucleotides long. It is a transcript of the gene pde12, whose product is annotated as phosphodiesterase 12. Bases 425 to 2188 code for a protein of 587 amino acids. The transcript is spliced from 8 exons. The record is from RefSeq and is a predicted model, not a curated record. Lineage: Eukaryota; Metazoa; Chordata; Actinopteri; Cyprinodontiformes; Poeciliidae. Gene Ontology annotation, biological process: nuclear-transcribed mRNA catabolic process, deadenylation-dependent decay. Gene Ontology annotation, cellular component: mitochondrion. Gene Ontology annotation, molecular function: 3'-5'-RNA exonuclease activity.